Molecule: messenger RNA, 1929 nt
Organism: Penicillium digitatum Pd1
Lineage: Eukaryota; Fungi; Ascomycota; Eurotiomycetes; Eurotiales; Aspergillaceae
Product: TFIIH subunit TFB1 family protein
Biological process (GO): nucleotide-excision repair; transcription by RNA polymerase II; transcription by RNA polymerase I
Cellular component (GO): transcription factor TFIIH core complex; transcription factor TFIIH holo complex
Source: RefSeq, a predicted model, not a curated record
AUGUCAUCUCCGAGCGGAGCGGCCUCUUACAAGAAGAAAGAUGGGACCCUAGCUAUAUCUGCAGAUGAGGAGUCAGUCUUGUGGAGUCCUGCAAUUGCAGGGACUGCGAACCCGAUCACAAUCCCCGUGAUCAACAUCACUAAUCUACAGCAGACCCCAGCCUCGAAUCCGAAAGUGAUGCUCAAAAUUUUUGCUCAAGCUUCCGAUGCGCCUCCGAAUAGUAUGCCCGAUCAAUAUGUCUUCCUGUUCACGGCUGGAGCAAACGCCCGCUCGCAGGCCGAUGCCAUCAAAGACACAUUGAGUGUUCGAGUCAAUACCGCGAAGGCGGGCACACCAUCCCAGACGCCGGGGCCUAGAGGCAGUUCCGAGGGUCUGUCAGCGGCAAUGGCGAUUGCAAACGCUGUGACAUCUGCGGCGACAUCGAAGAACCCUUUGGGCGACGAGAAUAAGCUUCGGUCCGACAUAGAGCUGCAGCAGUCGUUAUUGAGGUCUGAUUCAAAUCUGCAGCGAAUGUUUUUCGAAGGAUUGCAUACAAAACCAGAAGCCUUGUCGUCCGCGUCGUUCGUAUCACAAUUCUGGUCAACACGACUGCAUUUACUGCGAGCGCACGCAAUCGAACAGGGCCAAACCCGUGGUUCAUAUAAUGUGCUAUCUUCACUCAAGCCUCGGGUCGAGGAUAACGUGACACGAUUGAAUAUCAGUAAAGAGCAAAUCCAGCUGAUCUUCACACAACACGCACUGGUCAAACGCGUGUAUGACGAGAAUGUACCGAAGCUCAGCGAGCAACAAUUCUGGUCACGAUUUUUCCAGAGUCGACUAUUUAAAAAAUUGCGUGGAGAGCGCAUUACAGAGGCUGACGCAACCGAUGCCGUGCUCGACAAAUACCUCCAAACGAAUGAGGCCGCUCAGCCGGACCGGAACACAAGUGUUCAUCACUUUUUGGACUUGGCUGGCAAUGAAGUGAACCACAGCCAGCGUCGCGGAAACCGUCCUGACCUAGAUAUGAGGCCAUCUGGCGUCGAAAAAGUGCCCAUUAUUCGGACACUGAACAGCCUAAGCGAAAAGAUUAUGGCCAAUGUGGCUCCGGCCGACGGUGAUAUGAGUGCGCCCAUAGGCAUCAACGAAGAGGCAUGGAAAAAGCUCCAGCUGCAGGAUCUUCGCGGAGAAGAAGAGCAAAGUCGCAUCACUUUGAACAUUCGUGAUCAAAGCCAUUUCUUCACUCACAGUCAAGAAGAGGAAAAAACUAAGCAAUUUGCGAAACAAGAUCCGGAUAAACUUCUUCAUAUUCUCCGUGCGGACAUCAAUCAAAGUCUUCCAUCGCAGGGCAACACACAGCUGGGCAAGUUGGUGGACCCCGGCGACGAUGAAGACGAGGAGAUGGAGGAUGCACCUGCUAGCCGUCGACCCGUCGGAUCAUCUGCAGCUCUACACGAUGCAUUCUCUCAGAUCCUGGGAGCAUUGCGCGAUCGCCGCACCCAAACAAAUGAGCGAGCAGCGUCAGAAACAUAUGGACUGUCUAUGGCGCUCUUUGACCGCUUGACACUGACACACGCUACAACCACUGAGUUUUUGCACCAGUUCUGGCAGGCAUUUCUCUCGGGAAACCCAGACCGUGCUGGAGAGGUCGCAUCCUUAGCAGAGUCUCUUCAGCGAGCGGCUGAGCGCAUUAAAGCUGUUGCAAAUGACGCAGAGGCUGAGCGGAAAGUCGAAGUUGACCGAUUGAAGAAGCAGGCCCGUGACAUGUACGAGAGCACCGGGCGAAAAUUACGAGUCAACUUAGAAGGCGUGGAGGGAGGCCAGAAGGUUGUGAACCAGCUUCUCGGUCCCACACUCCUUGCACUGGAGGUCGCAUCGACUCGAUAUCAAAAAGAAUUGGCCAAACAAAAUAAAGAAGCGGCCCUGGCCAGCCAAGAGAUGGCAGGGGUAUAG